Messenger RNA from Hemicordylus capensis (graceful crag lizard), 2315 nucleotides. Its product is annotated as O-acyltransferase like protein-like. The record is from RefSeq and is a predicted model, not a curated record. The transcript is spliced from 7 exons. NCBI's taxonomy places the organism in Eukaryota, Metazoa, Chordata, Lepidosauria, Squamata, Cordylidae. The coding region runs from base 77 to 880 and encodes 267 amino acids. Gene Ontology annotation, molecular function: acyltransferase activity, transferring groups other than amino-acyl groups.
GUGGGCCCCUAUCUACCCUACAAAUAUAUACAUGCUUUUAUACUAGUCCUAUCCUAGGAGUUUUAGUUUGGAGAGAAUGCUGAUAAUUGCUAGAUGUAAUGGGUGGACAUGGUACCUUGCAAGCGACUUCCAGUUUUAUUUUACAACCCCUCUGCUGGUCUUUCUCUACAGUAGAAGUAAGUAUGGACUGAUGGUCACAGGGACCUUUCUGUUCCUGGCAACUUUUACGGUCACCUCCUUGUUGUCAUCCUUUUACCAGCUUCCUGUAGCAAAUCCAUAUGAUAUGAGAAAAAUGUCUACUGUCAUGUAUUUCAUGGAGUAUUAUUCCAAACCUUACUGCCGGUAUGGUCCAUUUCUAGUUGGUAUACUUCUAGGGUUAUUCAUCUACCACCAACAAACACCACUCCUAAGAACAAAGGUACAGGCUGCCAUUGGGUGGCUUUGUGCGCUCUUUUCCAUGUUCAUGGUGAUUGCUCUGGCCUAUGCAUUCGAGGACUCCCUCAACAUCUAUGCUCCUGCUAAAGCCAUCUACCAAGCCCUUCACCGAACAGUUUGGGCAGUGGCUGUGGGAUGGAUCAUUUUUGCCUGUGGAGAAGGCUAUGGAGGUUUCAUCAGCUCGUUGCUUUCAUGGGGCAUUUGGGCAGUGGUAGCAAGAAUCAGCUAUGCCUGCUAUUUGGUGCAUCCCAUGCUAAUCCUGUUGUAUAAUGGACUUCAAGAAACUCUCAUGCAUUACUCAGACAUUAACAUGUUCUACCUGUUCCUUGGACAUUGCUCGGUGACAUUCAUUGUUGGGUUGGCCGUGACAGUGAUGGUCGAGAGGCCUCUUCAAGAGCUCAAGCCGUCUCUCUCCUGCAGGUGUCGGCCAACGGUUCACUUGUAACAGAGGAAGCAGGAAAGGUUCAACUCACUGCCCGCCUCUUACCCUUUAUAGAAGUCUCUUUGUGAGGCCACAUGAGCUCCAUUUCUUCCAAAUCACAAAAAAAUGAACGUCGUCAUAUCUCCCCCAAACCCCACCCAGAGUUUUAUACUAGUUGUAUGCUGUUUUGGACCUGACCUCAGUCACUCAUGCUUUGGUAAUAUCCAGAUUAGACUACCACAAUGCGCUUUACCUGGGGCUGUCCUUGAAGACGGUUCAGAAGCUUCAGCUGGUCCAGAAUGCUGCUGCAAGGAUGCUUUGUGGGUGCAAGUCGCUUCAUGAGUGUGUCACACCCACCCUGGAGCAGCUUCAUUGGUUACCAAUCCACUUCUGGUCUAGAUUCAAGGUGCUGGUCUUGAUGAUUAAAGCUCUACAUGGCUUAGUGCUGCCGGGAUAUCUGUCGGACUACAUUCACCCAUAUGAACCUGCCAGGGCCCUCUGCUCAGCAUCUCAAGCCUUGCUCAUGGCCCUGCCACUAACAGAGAUCCAUUUUGCCGGGACAAAAACCAGGGCCUUCUAGGCUGUGGCCCCUCGGCUUUGGAACGCCUUCCCCAAAGAGCUUUGCCAUGGUCCCUCCCUCAGUGUUUUAAAAAACAAUUUUAAAAAUGUCUUUUAAAAGAGGCAUUUUAAUGUUUUAUCUGCUGCUUAUAUCUGGUAGGUUCUUUAGUCUUUAUCAUCCUCAGCUUUUUAUCAAUAAUUUUUAAUUUGAAUUUUUUUUAAAAAAAUUAUAAUUUUACAUGUGGUUUUAGUUUGGUCUUUUAACUUGUUGAACUUUAUUAAUCUUUUAUUUUACAUUGCAUCUAUUUUAUUAAUGUUGUGAGCUGCCCCAAGCAGUAGUGUACUUGAGGGACAGGGGUAUAAAUAUUUAGACAACAACAACAAAAUCCUUGGUUUUGUGUCACCUCAUUUAUGGGUGUAAUGGACACCUCAAAAUGUGGUUUCCAGGAAAUGCUGAAAUAAAUGGUUUCCUAUUCUCUCUUAACCCCAUGAGGAUUCCCUCAAAACCACUACAAGAGUUUUGUGCGACCGUUUUGUGCUGCCUCUUUUAAGUGUGCAAUGCACACCUCAAAUUGUGGUUCCCAGGAAAUCCUGGGGAGGUGGGGAAAGAAUGAAAAAUGCUGGGGAUGGGGGGAGAGAAUCACCCCCCCCUCCUCCUCAUCAUCCUGCUUCCACCAAAUCUCUCUCUACCUGGGCAUGUCCAUUGCAAUGCUUGAGAAACAGUCCUAGCUAAUGAUAAAGGUCAGGAGUUUGCCCAUGGAGACCUCCAUGUUUUUGUCAGGCCGAGCUCUCCCUCCCCUUUGGAAGUUCUCUCACCUGCUCUCAUUGAUUUUGCAAAUAUGUCACCUGAUCCUCUUCUCCAACUUUUCCUUUGUAUUUAAACAUUUCUUAUUUUAGAAUA